Messenger RNA from Amphiprion ocellaris (clown anemonefish), 6284 nucleotides. RefSeq names its product TLC domain containing 4b (gene tlcd4b). Gene Ontology annotation, cellular component: membrane; endoplasmic reticulum. Gene Ontology annotation, biological process: lipid homeostasis. Lineage: Eukaryota; Metazoa; Chordata; Actinopteri; Pomacentridae. The transcript has 7 exons. The coding region runs from base 336 to 1148 and encodes 270 amino acids. The record is from RefSeq and is a predicted model, not a curated record.
GUCUUCACUGUCAACGCCAAAAUAAAACGAGUAAAAAACUUUUCUGUGUGUCGGACUCUUAAGGUUACAAACACAUGGCAGCGGGGGUUACGAGGCUGGAAGAAGAGCCGUUGUUCCCCGGGCUGUGAUGGUUUCUGGAGCCGGGCUCUGUGCGCCGAGCAGAGGAGGCUGUGUUUUCUCUCUCUUUCCUGGGGUCUCACGGGGAGAGCCAGCGGGCUGGAGCAGUUUAGCCGACUUGCUAGCUUAACGUCAAGUUGGAAGAAAGUGGAGAAGACGCCGGCCAGACGGCAGCUUAACCGCCUACACAGACCUAUGCGACGGACAGCAGGUAAGUGAUGGAGACGAGAGAGUUGAGCGUGGUAGCUGGCAGCUUCGUGGGUUUCCAGCUUCUCUUCUCAGUGGCCAGCCCGCGGCUCUCCUCCGCCUUCACACCAGGUUAUGGACGACUGCCUCCCGUGAAGCUCACCGAGUGGAACUCCAGGUUGGUGUCUACCGUGCACGCCUUGAUUGUGGGCUUGUUCUGUUUGUACAUCCUGUGGUUCGAUGAUGUGGUCAACGCCAACCCUGUCUGGGGUGACCCCUAUCUUGUCAAACUAAAUGUAGCCAUAACCUGUGGCUACCUCCUUUAUGACCUCGUGCUGCUAGCAUGUAACUGGAGCACUAUGGGGGACAGCUUUUUUGUCUGCCACCACUUGGCGGCGCUCUACGCCUAUGGAUAUGUGUUGACACGUGGCGUGCUUCCCUACUUUGCCAAUUUUCGUCUCAUUUCAGAGUUAUCCACGCCGUUUGUGAACCAAAGGUGGUUCUUUGAGGCAUUAAAGUACCCCCGCUCACACCAGCUGGUGGUGUUGAAUGGCGUUGCCAUGUCGGUAGUGUUCUUUCUCGUGCGCAUCGCCGUCAUGCCGUCCUACUGGGCCAGUGUUUUCGCCACUUUCGGCACUCCAGAAUUCGAGCGGCUGGGUUUGGGUGCUCAGGUGGCCUGGAUCACCUCCUGUAUCGCCCUGGAUAUCUUGAACACUAUCUGGAUGUAUAAAAUCACCCGCGGCUGCUACAAAGUCCUGACCGGGAGAGGAGGGCGAAAGGCGAAGGAAGGAGCGGAGGCGUCAUCUCCCUCGGACAAGAAGCACGUCAACAACCACACAGACUGAAGAGAUUUAGAGCAGAAAGGAUAUGAGACCUGAGCAGGGAGGGAGGCUGGACACCCAGGAACCUCACAGCCUCUCUCUUUUGCUGCAGCCUCGACGUCCCUCCCACACCCACCCUCAGUCUCAGCCCUUGAUCUCCUUGAAGUCGGAUAGCAGACCGGGCAAAGAGUUCUCAGGUUCUGACCCCGACAUGGGACAAGGAGACUGCUCUUUGACUCAAUCAAGCACCAGCGCUCGCAGCCUCAGUGUUUUCACUGACAGAUUAGCAUCCUGCUGGGUAAUAGCUUUCGGUCGCAGACGACAAGGUACAGCUCACAAGCACACUUUUACCGCCAUCUGUUACUCGCCUCUUCUGUCACUACUCACCGUUCCUCUGUCACCUCCUCUCAGUCCCCUGGAAAACUCGACUUCAGCCAAAGCCCAAUCCUCUGAAGUGCCUGUGAAAAACAGGAAAGCAAUAACAGUGGAGGAGUAGGAUCAUGAACAGAGUUUAGCCCCUUCAGAAGAUCUCACUCACCGUCACCCCUAGACAACUUCUUCUCUCGCUCAUUCUGCACCCACACCUGAGGAGACGUGGCCUAGAGAGUGAAGAACUCUCACAUCCGACCCAUACAGUGUUUGUGAAUCUAUAGGGCUCUUGUCUUAAACUCAUCAAACCUCACAAAAAGAGACAGAAAACACCAUAAUGCCUCUUCUACAGUAUCACCUGCUGUGGCCUCCUUGUAACAAGUGGCGCCUACCUAUAUCACCAGCCAUGCCCCUCCAACUUCUUUAUAAUUUGGAUUUUUUAUUCAAAACACUGAGAAUAUGCAUGCAGGGAAGAGACAGACACACUCUCCAACAUCCUUAGCUUCUCACAGGAUGGCUUUGUGUUGUCAGUAUUCAUCGUGGUGGCAUCACUGUGUUUUUUUGUUUGUUUUUUAGUCAUUUACGAUAGUCUACAGUAAUUUCAUUAGUCUAUCUUUCAUUACAAACCUCUGCCUCACUGGGUAGGGCUCCACUAUCCAACUUGAACGUUUUUGUUCUACCUCUCCCUCUGCCUUACGAAGACGCUGUCAGUCGAGUCCUCAUGAGUUGAUCUGUUGUGUUUCUUUUUCUUCUUUUCACUGUAAAAAGUGACUUUAUGCUUCAAAACAUGAUCCAUUGUGAUAUCACUGGCUCAGAGGUACUUCUCCCUCUCCUCUUCCUCUUCCUUGUAGCCAUCUUCAGAGCUUAUUCCAGCCAAUGCAGUGAAACAGAGCAGCAUGACUUUCCUCACAAACUCUAUCCAAGUCUGUGCAGUCACCCCCAGAGGCUUCUUCCAUGUCUCUCCUCUGUUCUCGGUGACUCAGAGAAUCUAAUUGAUGGAGGGAGUAGGAAAAGUUCACACACAAAUCCACGUCGUGUUCCACUGCUUUUUUUUUUCUUCCUUCCUCAAAUUUGCACAUACACAGGUAGCGUGCAAUCCAAACACUGUAUUUGGUGCCCUUUUAAAACACCAAUGUGGUGCUCGUCCUUUUGCAGAAUGUCAGCGAUGGGAAUGCUAGCAAUAUGCCAUUUUUUUUUCGAAAUUCUCUGUCGAAUAAUCAGAUUCGUUUGGAUGUACCCAACAUGUGAUAACAACACGCUGUCGAAAAGCAACGUGGCAAUCUGCAUGUCUGUUUUCAUUUUUCUGUAUAAACUGUAAAUCAUCAAUGUAGAGCAUGGUAAGAUUGACAUAUUUCUGUGAUGCCUUAGAGAAUAGUAGAUGAACCACAUCUAAAUAUUAAUUGCAUUAAUCCAAUGCUAAAAAGGGGUUUGUCUUCCAGAAAUGUUUCUCCCUCUCAGAGCAUACUCAAAGCAUGUACGUAUAGUAUUUUGGAUUAUUUCCUCCUCUCCCUGCAUGUCUGUACAGUAUAUACACAUACAGGAGCUAUGCAGGCACCUCCUGCACGCUGUAUGUCUAACUCACUAAAUCUUACCACAUUCUCUGUACGCCAGUCGGCUUUACUUAGUUUUACAAAUUCAUUACUUCUUCUUGUCGUACAGUCGUCCGUCGGCGGACUCUAAACUACAUAGCUGAUAUCAUGACGGACAGAAACACAGGAGGUGGUUCAGGUUUGCCUCACAUGUAGAAAUAGAUGAUCAGGAAUGAGAUCUACAAAGGAUAAGUUUGUACUUGCAGGUUUACUCAUGUUUCUACCAGAGUACUCCAUCAGUUUAGCAUCACACUCUCAUAACGCUGUCGGACUCUUACUGGACAGUUUUUAAAUGAUACUUCAUUUGUAUUUCCAUUUCUGCAUUGCUGUAGUGGGAUAGCACAUAAAUCAGGGGUGUCAAAGUCAGUUUAGUUCAGGUUCCACAUUCAGCUCAAUUUGACCUCAAGUGACCAGUAAAAUCACAGAAAAAUAACCUGUAAAUAACCACAACUCCUAAUUUUUCCUUUGUUUUAGUGCAAAAUAGUAAGUUUUGAAAAUGUUCACAUUUAAGGAAUUAUCUUUUUACAAAACAUCACGAACAUCCUGAAAUUUCUUGAUAAAAUAAGUUCAAUUUCAACAAUAUUAUGCCUCAGUUUAUCAUUUACACAUUACAACUUCCAAAUCAUAGUGUUUCUUCAAAGGAACACAACAUUUAGUCACAGCUAUCUGGAACUGAAUGAUAUAGUGUUUUACUUCAUGAUCAAAAUGACAAAAGUCAGACAAAAAAAGACAAAAUACAACAAAAACAAGACAAAAUAUUACAAAAAUGAGAUGCAAAGUGAAAAAAGAACAAUGGAAAAUAUAGUAUUUUAUGAUCAAAACAAUUUCUCAAGGUCAAGAAAUUAUUUUUGAAUUUAUAGUUUUACAAAUUUACAAAUUGCAGUUUCUGUCUUCUGUAAUUUUGACACUUUACAAAGUCGUGGACCGGAUUGGACCCUCUGGAGGGCCGCUUUUGACCCACGGGCUGCAUGUUUGACACCCCUGACGUAGAUCAAGUGUGCAGAACUCAACAAAGGAGGAUGCAACAAGUCAGAUAGUGGAAAACUUUAUGAAAAUAUGGCAAUUUUGUUUGUCUCAUCAUGACUUCACCAAAAUUUGAUGUUUACGUCUCUGUGGUGGAAGUCUCAGUGGGGUUGGGAUCCCUUUGGAGGUCACCAGACGCUGAGUAGAAACCACAAAAAGAUUUCCAGAAAUUAAAUAAAAUAGAAAGUGUUUAUAUUUUAGCCGUUAAAUGUCAUAACUCUUACAGAAGUGGAAAAACUAGUCGUUGUGGCUGAACAAUUAAUCAGUUUUCAAAUCAAAAUCGCAAAAUGCUGCAAAUAAGAUAAAUAUUCAGCACCUCUGAUCCAGGGCUUAAACUGUUUUGUCAAUACUUUCUAUAAAUUCAUGGGGUCUCAUGUGGUAACGCUCCAUCACAGUUUUUAAAGCUGCAAAGUGAGAACUGACCUGAAGCUUCACUUGAAAAAAAACUAACAAACUCUUCUAACUUCACACAUGCAUUUUUGUGUCGGUUUAAAUUAUCUCCAAAGGCUUAACACAACUAUUUUUUCCACAUAUACAGACUUUGACGUGGUAAACUGGUGGAGUUCUCCGUCAUGUUUUGCAUCUCUAGUCGAACAGAUAGUUAAAAUAGCGUGAGAAUGCGUGGGUCGGUGUCGUCACUGUGGAAAUAUAAAGCACACUCCCUGUGGAGCCGUAACUGUGAUCUUCUGUAUUUCUGUCUGUCACCACAAAGGAGGGGCUACAGUAUCUUGUGCCUUUUACAUAAACGGUGGAUGUGAUGCAGUGAGAUUUGGAUUAGCAUGAACUUUCUAAUGUAAUAUCAAGUGAUUAUCUCCUCUGUAUUCCUUGCGUAUACUCUAUGUAUAUAUUUUUAUAACCUGCCUGCACAAUGAUUAAUCCGGCCAAGUAUUAUAAUCCAAAGCUGAUCCCUCCUGGGGGAGCCUGUUUUGUGUUGAAUUAUUUGUGCUCUCCUGAGUAGAGGGGUAUGUCUCUGAAUGUUGUGAUGGGUUAUUUAGUGGCAUUAAGAUGAUCUCACAUUUGUCCAAGGUGAUGAGAAUGGAAAUCAAACUAUAUUUUUUUGACGUAAACUCUAUAAGCUAUACAGGUCGUCGAUGGGAAGGCUAACAUCUCAUUUCUCUGGCCUCCUAAACUCAAAGCUGUGAAUAUUCAGAGCGUGGGAGACUUUGCUGAGCCUGGCCGAGCAGUGAUGCGCCUCUCGUAGCGGCGUCCUGUGCUUUCUGGAUGUCUUUGAGUUUAGACCGAGACCGCUCCGUUGGUGAAGGUCUCACGCACAAAGUAGAAAGUACACAUGAAAGAAGUACGUCGCCUGGUUGUCUGCAGACUGGACAGACAAGAGUUUUUGUACUCGUCAGGGUUUUCUACAGAGUAUAUUUCCAGAGCAGGUAUCUGUGCUCUAUCUCACACCCUGGGGCUGUCUGGAAAUUGACAGUGGCAUUAAUGCUGAGUUUCAUUUGGCUGCUAUUAAUAGGCCGGGAUCUGUACAAAGUAUUGUAUCAGGUUAGAACAACCUAAUGGCCUCUGUCUCUUUGGGGAGGCUUGUUCAUUAUAUUUAAAUAUAUAUCAAAAAGGUAUAUAUGAGUCACCUUAAUAUCCUUCCCUGUGAUCAACCUAUUGACCUCUUAUAGGUACAAUAUAGCAAAGCUGCACCCGAAUUUGGUAUUCAAACCGUAUAUUUUACUCGUCCACUUAAGGUUGCACAUGGUACUUCUAGGCAGCAGUAAUUUCUGUCCCGUUAUCUUAAAUGUCUAAUUCAAAUUUGAUCAUGUGUGUACAAUGAACUCUAAUCAGUCGAAUCUCAAGGAUGACAGCAUUAUUAUUAUAAUGGUUAAAAAAUGAUAAUCAAAUGACUUGCCAGUUUCUUUUUUUGUUUUUCCUGUGAAUGACUUGCCAGUGUGGCUUCUUCUCUUCCUUCCCUUCUUUUUUCUCAUUUUGACUUUUAAUGCAAUGCAAUUUCUUGUUAUGAUCUUGUUCUGUUGUGUUUUUUUCUGGAGAUUUUAAUGUGAAGCAGCCUACACUACUCACAGCCCUCGGGGGGUUCUUGCUCUGAGCGUUACCUUGUGGCUCGGACUGUCGUCGUCUACAAUGACCACUACUAAUGAUCACGUAAUUGUAGUGCUGAAAGCUGAGACUUACUUGAAAGUGUUGUUCUUCAAUAAAGUUGAAGACUAGAGAAAGUUGA